This is a messenger RNA of Vicia villosa (hairy vetch), 1044 nucleotides long. RefSeq lists its product as uncharacterized. Bases 1 to 1044 code for a protein of 347 amino acids. The transcript is spliced from 2 exons. NCBI's taxonomy places the organism in Eukaryota, Viridiplantae, Streptophyta, Magnoliopsida, Fabales, Fabaceae. The record is from RefSeq and is a predicted model, not a curated record.
AUGCCAUGUUUCAAAAUCAUCUCCCAUUAUGACAUUUCCAAUUACAUUUCAUACAAUCACAUUUCAUCUGCACAUCAUGCAUAUAUUGCUGCCAUCACCACUACAUCUGAUCCUGUGACAUUCAAAGAAGCCACUUCUCAUCCUAAUUGGAUUCAAGCCAUGGAUAAUGAGCUCAAGGCACUCACUUUGAACAAAACAUGGAUUUUAGCCACACUUCCUCAAGGUAAUAAUCUUCACAUAAUCAACCAAACGAAACACUUGUUGCACCAGCAUUUCAAGCUAAAAGACCUAGGAUCAUUGAAGUACUUCCUGGGCCUGAAAAUUGCAAGGAACAGCAAAGGAAUCAACAUCAACCAGAGGAAAUAUACUCUAGACUUGCUUUCCACAAUAGGACUGCUUGCUUGCAAACCGUCUAAGACACCCAUGGCUCGUGACACAAGACUGGCUGCAGAUAAAGGCACACCUAUGACUGAAGUAACAAAAUUCAGGAAACUUAUUGGUCAAUUAAUCUACCUUUUCAGCACACGACCAGACAUUGCAUAUGUUGUCCAACAGUUAAGCCAACAUAUUGAAUCUCCUACUAACAUCCAUUAUGAAGCUGCUUUACGUGUCCUACGGUAUCUCAAGGUUGCACCUGCUCAAGGCUUGUUCUUCCCCAACAACCAUCCCUUACAAAUCAAAGCUUUUUCAGAUUCUGACUGGGCCACCUGCCCUGAUACACGCAGAUCCAUCACUGGCUACUGCAUUUUUCAAUGGAUUCACAAUCUUCUCAAAGACAUCAACAUUCCCUUCCACACACCUGCCACUCUGUACUGUGAUAACGCAUCAGCCAGACAUAUUGCCACCAAUUCAUCCUUCCAUGAGAGAACAAAGCACAUAGACCUCGACUGGCAUCUAGUUCGAGAAAAGCUACAACAACGACUGUUUCUUCUUCUACCUGUCACCUCUAACCAACAACUUGCCGACGUUUUUACAAAAUUGUUGGAUACAACACCAUUUAUGGACAAUGUUACUAAGUUAGGACUUCAUUCCAUUUAUUCCUAG